Messenger RNA from Talaromyces amestolkiae, 309 nucleotides. RefSeq lists its product as uncharacterized. Lineage: Eukaryota; Fungi; Ascomycota; Eurotiomycetes; Eurotiales; Trichocomaceae. The transcript is spliced from 2 exons. The record is from RefSeq and is a predicted model, not a curated record. Bases 1 to 309 code for a protein of 102 amino acids.
AUGCCAACCCCCGAAUCCGCCGCCUUCCUGGCCAAAAAGCMCACCGUGCCCCCAACCUACGAAGGCGUAGACUUUGACGACAACGUCGCAAUCCACAAUGCGCGCGACGCAAUUAUCCGUGAGCAAUGGGUGCGGAGUAUGAUGGCCCGUCUUGUCGGUGAGGAGUUGGGAAAGUGUUAUGCGCGGGAAGGUGUUAAUCAUUUUGAGAAAUGUGGGAAAUUGAGAGAACGGUACUUGGAAUUGCUCAAAGAUCGCAAGAUUAAGGGUUAUUUGUUCGAGGAGAAGAAUUAUUUCAGCAAGAGCUCGUAA